This is a messenger RNA of Athalia rosae (coleseed sawfly), 6043 nucleotides long. RefSeq names its product biorientation of chromosomes in cell division protein 1-like 1. The coding region runs from base 170 to 4159 and encodes 1329 amino acids. The transcript is spliced from 3 exons. The record is from RefSeq and is a predicted model, not a curated record. Lineage: Eukaryota; Metazoa; Arthropoda; Insecta; Hymenoptera; Athaliidae.
GACACUGGUGUACCAAAAUAGUUAGUGCAAAAUAAAAACAGUAGAGCAAAUCACUGAUGAGCAUUAUGGUUUCUGUAUUUAAUUUCAUCAUACAUAAAUAAAUAUGGUGGUGCAUAGGACACGAGAAGACGAGUAAAAACUUUUCAACCGCUCGUCUGUAGAAACAAGUAUGGAGGUGGGACUGGGUAGGACACUUUUGGCUGGAGAUCCACGUUUAAUUGAUCAUAUAGUUGGAGAAGUGAAAUCUCAAGGCAUCUUUGAUCAGUUUCGCAAGGAGUGCAUUGCAGAUGUUGAUACCAAGCCGGCAUAUCAAAACUUGCGUACUCGAGUGGAGAGCUCCGUCAAUACGUUUCUUGGCAAGCAAAUAUGGAAGCCUGAUAUGAACAAGAAUCAGUUACGUGAAAAUUUGCGUAAACAUAUACACGACGCAGCUUACUUAGAUGCUGGGGUAGAGCGUAUCGUUGAUCAAGUUGUUAAUCCAAAAGUCUAUUCAGUUUUCAUGCCACAAAUCGAGGAUGUUGUUUAUAAAUUUCUUGGAAUGGAACGACCAAAAAAUAAGGACCGAAACGGAGCAAAAAGUCUGAAGGACUUACUGCCUAAAGAUUUAGACCCAGUUUCGCCGGAAUCUGAUAAAAACAGCUUGAAAGAUGACUCUUUAGAAUCUGUGGAUUCAAAUCUAGGUGUGAUCGUUGGAAAAAAUAGUCGCUCGCUAUCCAAAGAUACGAGCACAGUUGAAACAAAAUCUGAAAACAUCGAAGAUAAAUCAAUGAAUGAUGAUAACUCCGCCAACAAACAUUCGGAAAGUCUAGAAAACCAAUUAGAAUGUAAUUCAAAAAACUCUAGUAAAAAUAUCUCAGCAUCAAACUUGAAUAUUUCUUCUAAAUCUGAUGAAAAAACUGAGGAAGAAGAAGAGGACAGUCCAGUGUUCGAACCUAUAGAUAUUAUGAAUUUCAAUGAAUCUAAUGAUUCUCAUUUGUCAGGCAUUUCUGAACUGACCAGUCAUAGGUCAAGGAGCCCCGAUUUUAUAAAUGACUUUUCAAGAGACAAUCUAGACUUUAGUAAUCAUGAUUCUCAGCUGAGUAAGGCUUCAUCAGAUUCUCGAUUGUCAAUAGUGACUGAUUUUGGUUUAUCAAAUCACGCUCCUACACCCAUGCCUGAAACUUUGAAGGAUGACAGUAAUAAAGAAAAAUCUAUCGAAACUUCAGAUCCCAAGGUUAACAAAGACAAUUUUAAAGCGAUACGAGAUAUUGAAUCCAACAAAGCUAAUAUCAAAGAGUUAAAGAAUUCGUUUGAAACUAUUCGUGGUAAAGACAACCAGACUCACGAAUCAAAAGAUUUCAAAGAUUUGAAAAGUGUUAAAGGUAUCCCUGAUUCCAUGGAAGGAGGAACAAGACAUAAAAAUGAUAGUAAAGAUUCUAAAGAUACUUGUAAAGAAAAUGAUUCUUCUAAAACCAAGUCUAGUAAAGAAAAGAGUGAUGCUAAAGAGUCUAAGAGUUACAAGGACCGAGAUAAAGAUCACAAAAGAAGACAAAGUGGACACAGCAAUAGUUCUAAGCAUGAUAAAAGUGAUAAGUAUUCCAGAGACAAAUACAAGGAUAAGACAGAAAAAAGUCGCGAUAGCUAUGAGAAGGGUAAGGAACAUCAAGAGAAAUCUAGGGAAGCUGAUAAAACUAGAGAGGAUAAGAAGGAUUCAGAUAAGAAAGAUAGUGUUGGAAAAGAUCUAAAAGAUAUGUACAAAGAGAAGAUCCGCGAACUGCGAGAGAAAAAAGAGCUCACUGAGAAGGAGAAAUCCGCAAAAGAUCCAAAAGAAGCUAAGCCCAUUAAAGAAUCUAGAGACAAAAAGGAUUCCUCAAAAGAUCGCAAGGAUUCCAAAAGUUCUUCAUCGAAAGGAUCAAGUCGCUUUGAUGAAAAGUUGAAUUCUAAAAGCGAGAGUAAAUCAUCCAGUAAAGCAUUUGAAUCAAAGGACUCUAAAUACGAGAAUAAAGAUAAAGGAAAGCGAGAUGAUAAACGACAAUCAAAGGACAGUAAGGAUAACCGAAAUAAGAGUCAUAGUAGUGCAAAAGCUGAUACUACUGAAAAAAGUGACAAGUCCGAUAAUAAGAAAGAUCUACCUAGAGAGCUGGGUGAUCGAUACGAGCGCUCAGACGCAAAGCGUGAUAUAAAACCAGAAUCACAGAAGGCAGAGGUUAAAAAAGAUUCAAAAACAGAAUCUCAGAACAGAGAUUACGAAAGAAUUGACAAACUAGAAUCUAAGAGGGAUACCAAAAUCGAUUCUCAGGGUAAGGAACGGAAGAAGAAAGAUGAAAAAAAAAAUAAAAUCAAAGACGACCAUUCUAGCUUGAGAAAAAAUCCAAAUGAUCGACGGUCUACUGAUAGAGAUGGCUCAAAUGGUUCAAAUGGCAAGAGUUCACAGAAAAGCAGUUCCAAUUCAAUAGCUAAUGCAAGUAAAACAGGCUCUACUACUUUGAAUAAGGAAUCCAGUGGAACUAGUAACUCGAGCAGUGAAACCUCCGAUAAUAUGGACAUUUCACCAUCUGAUGAGACAAAAUUACCACUUGAAUCAACGUACAAGGAUAAUGACAGUAGAAUUAAGAGUGACCAUUUGUCCAUGAAAACAGCAUAUGAAAAUCAAAGUGAAGCUGAAUAUUUUUUAGAAUCCGAUUUGAUGCCUGAGAGAGUGGAUUUAGGGCAAAACGAAUUGAGUUUACCAUUGAAAAAACGUCCAUUACAAUCAGAUGUUGCUGCACCAGACCCAAGUGACUUCAAAGUCAAGAAGCCUAAGUUCGCAAAAAAUUUUCAAGAAGCUAAGAAGUUGAUGAAAAUUAGAAAGAAGCUAGAAAAACAACGACUGAAAGAAUACGAAGCGGCGAAAAUGAAAUUUCAGUUGGCUAAUCAUAUUAAUGAUUCCAAUAAAUCUGGUCCAAUGUCAAUGGUUGCAAAAGAACAAACUGUCCCUACACUUCCAGAUGAAGAAAGAGUUCAGAUAAUAGAAGUUACAGAUGACGAGUAUGAAGAACCAUACCCGGAUCUGUCAAUGAAAGAAAUCAACAUCAGUUUAGACCAACAAUCUAUUAAUAGUUUGGAAAAUCCGCUGGUGUUGAAUAAUUCACGGGAAAAAUUAGAAAAUGUUUUAGAAAAGCAGUCGAGCCUGUCAGUAAUGGAACAAUCCAUUAGACAGGGGCUCGAGGAUAUGAUAUCUGACAAAAAACUAUUAGAGUCAGAAUCUUCUGUAAAAGACACUGACGAUUCAACUGCAAAGGUGAAACCUGCACAAAGUGAAGUAGACAAUGGUGGAAAGUUACCUGAUAUCACGACAAAUAAUCUCAAACAGUCUAAUAAUAACGUAAAUAAUCCAAUUCCUUUCCCAACUGAGAAAAAGACCAACAUGGAAAAAGAGUCCUCAAAAAAUUUGAAUUCUCAAGAAAAAAGGCUAAAGAAAGUAGAUCCAUUGAAAAUUUGCAAAAAAAAUCAAAGCGAUCCGAGAUCUCAAAUGUUGAGUGGGUCAGUAACAUCACAAUGCAUCAAAGAACACCCAAAACAUCAGAUCUCACCAUCGCCGUUAGACGAUAAUGACAAUUGUCUAUAUUUUGAAGCCGAUAAUGAAAGGGCAGAGAAGUUUUCUAAGUUUUUGGAGUCCCUGGAACUUGAGAUAGACGAGGAUGAAUCACACCCUCAAAAUUUUUCAUCAGAAUCCCUUGAAAGAAUCUUAGAAAGUCUUGGAGGUCGAAUAGUUUCAGCUCUACCUAAAACAAUGGCACCGCCAAUGGCAAAACGUAAACACUCUACCAGUCCUUUGACUGAUAUUUUACUUAACAAUACAUACAAUAAUAAUAAUCGUCACAAAGCAAAGGAGUCGUCGCCGGAAGAAGAAUUGAACACAAGCAAAAAACGGAGAAUGGGUCGUCCUAAGAAACAACAAGCCAUAGCCAACGUUUGUGGUAUUCCAAGUCUACCUAAUGGAGAAAAUUUCGUGAUGCCCCUAAGCCCAGAAAGCGACGUAUCAGCGAGCAGUGAAAAAACUUCCCUUCAUCUUCUGAAGGAAGAUAAAAGGUCUGCUACUAUGUCCAAGCAUUACUGUUUUAAACUCUUCGUUAGAAACAACACUUGGAGAAAUCUUAUGAAUGGCAAAAAAGCAGGAAUAAGCAUAUGCUUGCCCUAGGUCUUUUACAAAUAUUAAAUGUCAAUGUCUAUCAUACUCUUUACACCCACUUACUUAUGUGUCUGUAAAAAAAAAUAUCAAGCAAAAUACUUCAAUUAGCUUCAGUAAUUGAAAAGAACUUACUUUGAUUGGAUGAUUGCAGCCGGCAGAGAAGCAGUCAGCGUUACUCAAGCGAUGACCUUUAUAAGCCUAGGCCUUUUUUCUCCAGUUCUUCCAGGCGAAGUAGAAGGUCCAAUCAAGCAUAGCAUUCUCAUAAAGCACAGAGUCUUAGAUAUCAUGUAAGACUAUAGGAAAGAGUACAAAAUUGAAUAGCACAUAUUUGCUUUUUAUUCAACGCAAAGCUCAUUGAGCGUAAACUGUCAUGCAGCAUAAUCUCUUACGCUCAUUACUCAUUUCCCACUACAUUAAUCAUUCAUGUGUUAUGAUUACUUUAUCAUUUUACUUAUUUUUUUCAAAUAAUAUUUUGUACUCUCUCUCACUUCAUAUUACUGAGACUGAAAAGAGUUGAUGGCACUCAAUGAUAGAUAAAUUUUCCGAAGAUAUAACAGUGUUUUAGUAGCUGCAUAAUUCUCAUGUGAUUCUUUCACAUGGACCCAAUUGGAGUAUAAGAAAAAAAAUGAGUUCAACCAUUUAUACAUCAUCAUCAAUACAUCAGAUUAUUAUUUUUCAAACAAUUCUUAGCAUUCAAAGCUCUUUUCAGAAUCGAAUGGAAACAUUAAUAGAAUCUAAGUUGAAAAUAUGACAGACUUGAUACUUCUAUAAUAUUAUAAUGGACUUCUUUGUAAAUAACUGAUGUAUGUAGUCAAAUAUUGUAAAUUAUGUAUAAAUUAUUGUAAAGACAAAAGACAAAUGGUCUGGUAAUUUACUGCUAUUGAUAGUCCCAGCGUUAAUCAUCAUUUGGAAUGUGUAAUGUAUGAAUAUUCGGUUGCUGUUCAUUUACAUUAUUGAAGUAACAAUGCCAAAUCGAUCAAUUACAAAUUGUAUUCUCCUUGUCUUAACUCUCCAGAAUAGAAGUCAAGCUCAUUCUACGAAUUUUCGAAUCAUUCAAAAAUCCAGUUGCAUCAUUUCAUCGCUUUUAAACGGAAAGUAGAUAAAUCACAUUUUCUUUCAGAAUCUAUGAAAGCAUAGAUAUUCUAUGAUGAAAGUGACUAAGGUCAACUUAUUUCAAUGUCAAUGAAUCUAUCGUUUUCAAACGCCAAAUCAGAAUGUAGUGUCGUAAUCUACUACAUACAGAUAAAUGUUAUACUGCUAAUCAAGCCUAAGUGCAACAAAUUUAAAAAAAUUGUUUAAUUUCCCAACUCUGUACUUUUGAUCCAUGUUUUAGAAUCACACGCCUACUAACAAAACGAAAUAUAGUAUAGCAUUAAGUAAUAUUAGAUCCAUCUCAGACGUUGCCAACUACAGUGUAAUUCAAAACUAAUAGUUUUCAUGUGAAAUUCAGCGUCACGAUGACGCGUUAAUAUUCAUCCAUAGCGCAAAAAUAUUAGUGACAAGUUACAACUGCAAAUUAACGCUAGCUAACUCAGGAAAGAAAAUAGGCAUUCAGAUUGUAAUGACCAUGCUUACUUCAUCUAAUUCUGGAGAGAGAAAAAAAUAGAAAAAAAAGUACACUAUGUGAAAAUGACCACUUCCUGUUUUGUGCUACUGGUGGUACGUACGUACAUACAGUGAUUAUGUAAUACCACAAGUACACACCUAAGUACGAUGCGACUGAUGAUAGUUGAAUUUAUAAUUAGCGGUAAAUACCCUACCGUGAUAUACAGUUAGAUAAACAUUGAUAUUAUAUAUAGAGAUACAUAACUAUACUUAAUAUGUACGCCAAUAAUUAAUUUGAUUUAUAAAUCUACAUUGUACGUAAUAGAAUUAAAAUGAAUUGAAAAAAUA